This is a messenger RNA of Drosophila sechellia, 4033 nucleotides long. RefSeq names its product SR splicing factor protein kinase (gene SRPK). Gene Ontology annotation, cellular component: nucleus; cytoplasm. Lineage: Eukaryota; Metazoa; Arthropoda; Insecta; Diptera; Drosophilidae. Bases 308 to 2608 code for a protein of 766 amino acids. Gene Ontology annotation, molecular function: ATP binding; protein serine/threonine kinase activity. The transcript has 5 exons. Gene Ontology annotation, biological process: spliceosomal complex assembly; peptidyl-serine phosphorylation; regulation of mRNA processing. The record is from RefSeq and is a predicted model, not a curated record.
UUUCUCGUUUCAGCUGCAUUUGCGAACGCUGCGGAACGCCGGCGAAUCGAGAUGCUAUUGGCUUAGUCCGCGCUCACUUGCAAAGCCAGUCUCUGCCAGAACCCGAUGGUAUUUUGUGACUUUAGCGCUGCGGUCACACUGGAAUCGAGUUUUUGGGAUUGACGAUUAGCGUAGAUUUUUUGUGCUAAUUUUGUGCAGAAAUCGACACAGCAGCCGUGUUAAUUGGGAACAAGUGGGAUCCCGAGCUGUUACACCUGGCGGAAAUAAAGGGUAACAUAGGAAAAUAGAAGCGACCAGCAGCAGCGAAAUGAACAAGGCUGACGUCAACCGCCGCGUUUUGGCCAUUCAGGCGAAGAAGAAGCGUCAUAAGAACAGGAAGCGGGCCAAGCAGAAUGGCACUAACCCACAGGAGCAGUCGAAUUCCAGCCAGAACCAGAAUCCCAAACCAAGUUCCAAUCCCAAUCCGGAACCGAAUCGGAGCAGCGAGAACUUGCAGGCACCGGAUAAUGCUAAUAAUAGCCAUUUGAAUGCGCCUAGUUCGGACGCAUUUAGCAAGGCGAAUGCAACUGCUACGGCCUCCACAUCCAGCGGAGGAUCAGCAGGCACUCCCGAUCAAUAUCAGCCACCCAAAAAAACGCAGGCGAAGUCGAAGCCCAAUACCCAGAAGGAGCACCAGCAGCAGCCGCCGCGUAGCAGCUCCAAUGAGUCCUAUGAAUCCGAGGCAUUCAGCGAUAACGAGGAGCAGGAGCUUAAGGAGGACUACUGCAAGGGUGGCUACCACCCCGUGAACAUCGGUGACCUGUUUCAUGAUCGCUACCAUGUCAUCCGUAAAUUGGGCUGGGGCCACUUCUCUACUGUUUGGCUGUGCUGGGACUUGCAGGCAAUGAGAUAUGUGGCAAUUAAAAUUGUCAAGUCGGCACCGCACUUUGCCGAGACGGCAAGGGACGAGAUAAAGAUACUCAAGACGGUGCGCGAGACCGAUCCAUCGAAUCCACGCCGUCGCAAAACCGUCCAGAUGCUGGACGACUUCAAGAUCACCGGCGUUAAUGGCACCCAUAUUUGUAUGGUGUUCGAGGUGCUUGGUGACAAUCUCCUGAAACUCAUCCGGAAGUCCAACUACCGCGGUAUACCACUGGCCAACGUCAAAGCUAUUACCCGGCAGGUGCUGGAGGGUCUUGACUAUCUUCACACGUGCUGCCAGAUCAUCCACACUGACAUAAAGCCCGAGAAUGUGCUCUUGUGCGUGGACGAGCCUCAUGUGCGCUCACUAGCAACUGAAGCCACCCAGUUGUAUUGCAUGAACUCAAAGAUGUACCCCUCAUUGGUGAGCAGGGCGCCCAAGGAGUAUCGUGAGCCACCUAUCACUGGCAAAAUGAGCAAAAACCGAAAGAAGAAGCUUAAGAAGAAGGCCAAGAAGCGCAUGGAGCUUUUCAAGCAGCAGAAAGACUAUUUGGAGCAGGCUGGUGGCCAAGCAGCCAUCAAUCCUAAUGAGGUGCAUAACGGCGACGCCGGAAUCUCAGAUGCCGAUGAAUACUUUGAUGCAAACUCUGUGGAGGAUAACGUGCACGUGGCCGCUGGGCAGCCACCGUGUAAGCAGAGGGAGGAGCGCAAGGCGCCCGCCGAGCAAAGUGGGGAGGCACAGGAGCAGGAACCACUGACUGAGGGCACUGACAAAGCCAAAAAGAAGAAGAAAAGGAAGAACAAAAACAAAUCUAACCAAUCAAAAGGGCAACAGCCGCCACAACUGGAAAACUCUACGAGCAGUGCCGAGAGCAGCAGUGCGCUCAAGAGUCAACAGACUAAUGGCAGUAGUAGCGCUACCAACAGUAAAUCCAACACCAAUUCAAGCGGUACUUUGAAAGGACAAUCAAACGGCAAAAAAAUGCCAUUGCGACCCAAGCAGGAGAAACAAUUGGAAAAUCAGCAGCAUCAACUAAACAACAACAACUCUAAGCCUAACUCGAACAGCGAUUCAAAAAUCUCAAGCGGAUCCGUGGAGAAUACAUCUUCGGCUACGAAUGGACCGCAUUCGAAUCCAACGCUGCCAACACCUCCUCCGCCGCCGCAAGCAAAGCACAAGGCUAAACAGGAUCCGGCGUUAGAGGAAUGCAACGUGAACGUAAAGAUCGCCGAUCUGGGCAACGCUUGUUGGGUUGAUCAUCACUUCACCGAGGACAUUCAAACGCGCCAAUAUCGGUCACUAGAAGUUAUUAUCGGUGCGGGCUAUAACACCUCGGCGGAUAUCUGGAGCACUGCAUGCAUGGUAUUCGAACUGGCCACCGGUGACUAUCUGUUUGAGCCACACUCCGGCGAAUCGUAUACCCGCGACGAGGACCAUUUGGCCCACAUCAUCGAGCUGCUGGGUCCAAUACCGCGGGAGAUUUUGUUAAACGGUACCUAUGCGGCAAAGUCGUUUACCCGUUCCUGCGAGCUACGAAAUAUCUCGGGCCUUAAGCCCUGGGGCCUAAUGGACGUUCUUCUGGAGAAGUACGAGUGGUCUGAAAAGGAUGCGGCGUCAUUCGCUUCGUUCCUUAAGCCCAUGCUCGAGUUCGAUCCGAACAAGCGUGCCACCGCUGCGGAGUGCCUGCAGCACCCGUGGCUUAGAUAAGAUACGAUGCAACCUGGUUGUUGGCUGCGUGCCACCCAGCCAGCAAUAGCAGAUGGAGGGGGAGCUCUAGCAGGAACCGGAAAAGGAACAAGAGCAACAGCACUAAAAGGUGGAUCACCGGCAGUAACAGCAGACGGAGAAGUUGGCGGGGGCUAUAUAGAAUCUUCGGCAUCGGUGGCUACUUUGGCUUCCAUCUCAUCAAUUGCUUCCACAUCGGCUGCAGCAAUGGCGGCACUGAAGGCCCGACCUUAUUUGGUUGCACCCUUUGUUACCACAGCCUCAGCACCACCCACUCCACAUCCCCACGCAUCCAUUUCGACAAACACGGCCCGCACAGCGCCAGCUACACCUACACGUCGUCGCAUCGGUCCCGAAAACGAUUUGGACCUGGUUGAGGACUUGGAUGUGGCACUUGCUCAAAUAGAGGACCCGCAGACACACACCAAGAACAAAUCGCAUCGCUUUUUCUGGCGCAAGGCACUGCGACGUGUCUUCCAGCGUCGAAAGUGACGGCGUCGCCGGCAGGACUUGCCCCGCUGGCAUCGUCCCGCCCGUCGCUGUCGUCGUCGCAACCUGGCCGAGCGGGUGAGGCGCAUCUGCGCCUGCUGUGCCUACGGCCAGAUCCUGCUGCGUGCAGCCCGCGUGGCCCUGCUCAGCUGCAUCCGCUGGCGAACCCGUGGCAACAUACGCAACAACAACUUUUACUUCAGCAACCACUAAACCAUCAGCAGCCAGCCAGCCAACCAGCAGUCGCUAAUCUCCGUGAUCCAGUAAACUCAAUUACCAUUCGAUUUAGUUUUACACACGCCAACGCUUAACUUAUUCCCUGUGUUUUAGAUCGACGAUUAGACCAUUUUUGUUGCUACGUAUGAAAUUAUAAUAUUGUAUUACCGCCUACACGAACACGUCCCCACGAAUCCUGUACAUAGGCUCGACAGUUCUCGAUCCCAUUAUUCAUUUUAAUUAAAGCGACGCAUAAGAGAGCGAUGGUAGAGCAUGAGCAAUUGUCGCAUACAAACCAUAUAUGUGUUACUGUACAUUUACCCGAGAUGCGAAUCGGCAAAUCUACAUUUAUAAGCGUACAUAGUUAAAUGAAAUAAAGUCGACCCAUCGAUGGGUGUCUAACACGCGCCAUCGUCGAUUCGAUGGAAUAGGGCAGUAGAGCAGCGCGUCUGGAUUUUUAUAAGCAUAUGUAUAUGCACAUGGAUGCAGAAACUUGAGCUGAACAUAACAAUAAUGAGAACGUAGUUAAUUAGUUUAUCCUCGGCUUAGUGAUCGACAUGAACAAUUUGAAAUGGCAUUAGUAAAAACGUAACCUGAAAUAGAAAAGCGAAUGCACUACCAACAACCACAAGAAAGUAAUCCUUAACCCCUAAUCGGAACUAAUAAGCGUAUAAAUAUAAUUAAAGUAGCCGCCACAAAAAA